CGCGGCCGGCACAGCAACUCGGGCGGUGGCAGGAUCGGCUCCCUGCAACCGAAAUGCACCUCACAAGGCGGCGCCGACAACUCUUAGCUCUUCUUUCUGUCGAAGCUGUCAACACUCUCCACCAUCAGCAGCACCGCUACUACUACAACAACCACAACUACGACAACGACGAGAGGCACGGAGGCGACAGCGACUGGAACGACGACAGCAGCGUCGCGGACGAGCGGCAGGGGAUCAGCGGACACCACCCCGGCGCGCUGUUGACAACCACGCCACGUCGUGAAGUCGUCGUCAGACAAUGCCCCUGGCCUGUACGGCGCCACCUAUUCUCCCAGCGACGAAGACGACAAACGGAACAAGAGCGACAUCGAGAGCGAUCGAGCAGCUGCAGGGGCGCCGGAGCCACGUCAGAAAUUCAGCAGCAGCAGCAGCAGCAGCAACAGCAGCGGCGGAAGCAGCGACAUCGGUCUCGGGAGAGCAAGCCGCGGCCCAGGGCGGUCCCAGUUCGAGCAUCGUCGCCGCCAUCCUCCUGUUCGUCCUGAUACUGCCGGCGGCACCCGACCCGGCGGCGGCGGCGGUGGCGGCGGGCGCGCACCACAACGCGACGACGCCGCUCUCGCUCCUGAACCCCUGGUUGUCAGCCUGUGAUAUCGCGGACCCGGCCACCGCGCCGGACCUCAGGGGCAGCUGCAGUGCGCGGGACGCGAUGCCCUCUCUCUCGGAUAAUAAUCACUACAGUAAUAAUUACUAUAGCGGAGUUAAUAAGCAGCGUAACAAUAAUAGUAGUAGUAAUUACGGUAGGGACACGGAGGCGGCGGCGGCGGCGGCGGAGGCCGAGAUGACGACGGGUCGGCUCUGCUGCGGCCGCACGCCGCUCGACGCGCUCAAGCCCGAGGCGCGCGCCGCCGCGCUGCGCGGCCCGGCCGCCGCCUGCCGCGCGCACCUGCGCGCCCUCGCGCGCCUCGACGCGCUCGCCGCCACGCUCGCCUGCAAGUUCGACGAGCUGCUGCGCCGCUACGACUGCGCGCAGGACUACUCCGUCAGCUUCGGCUGCGCCCACUGCCAGGUAGGCCGCAGCGUCGCGCGCGUCCCACGACGCGCCGCGCCGCGCCGCACACGCGCCAUCGAUCCACCGCGCCGCGACGCUACUCCACGUGGCGCCCGGCGAUCGCCGUUCCCGGAUCGGAGCGAGCGUCAUAACACGCGGUGCGACGCCUCGGGGCCCCCUCCGUCGAAACCCCCUACAAUCUGCCAAUCCAUUGAAGCCUCUCCUGGGCCAAGUGCCUUUGUCAUCCUGCAGACUAGACCGCAGCAGAUGGAGGGCGGUGUAGCCGGCAUUGUCUUAGGCAGCAUCCGCAGACGGUCGAAGAAAACUGCGAGUAGCGCCUGCGGCGGCUUCGGUAGGGGGGAGCCUGUCGAUUGGUCCGCGUCGUGGACGACGCCGACGCCGACGCCGUCACCGUCGCCGACGCCUCCUCCGUGUCACGACGUCGCCUGCGGCCGCUCAGACGUGACAGUGAGGGUGGCGGCGCCCUCGCCCGCACCUCUCCCCGCGAACCGCCAGUCGAUACUGACGGCGCGAGGGAGCUCUCCCUAG
This is a messenger RNA of Schistocerca nitens (vagrant locust), 1597 nucleotides long. RefSeq lists its product as uncharacterized. NCBI's taxonomy places the organism in Eukaryota, Metazoa, Arthropoda, Insecta, Orthoptera, Acrididae. The transcript has 3 exons. Bases 299 to 1597 code for a protein of 432 amino acids. The record is from RefSeq and is a predicted model, not a curated record.